Messenger RNA from Hansenula anomala, 2511 nucleotides. RefSeq names its product Vps54p (gene VPS54). Bases 1 to 2511 code for a protein of 836 amino acids. Gene Ontology annotation, biological process: Golgi to vacuole transport; retrograde transport, endosome to Golgi. NCBI's taxonomy places the organism in Eukaryota, Fungi, Ascomycota, Saccharomycetes, Phaffomycetales, Wickerhamomycetaceae. The transcript has 2 exons. Gene Ontology annotation, molecular function: syntaxin binding. Gene Ontology annotation, cellular component: GARP complex. The record is from RefSeq and is a predicted model, not a curated record.
AUGAACCAUAGGAUACCCAGUACUAUACAGGAGAAUGCUCAAUCCGAUUUCAAUAACUCUAUUGAUCAUCAAUCAUCAUUCCGGAACUCACUUGAUUCAUUAUCGUCCUUAGUUCAUCCAGAAGCCAAUUCCACUUCAUUAGAUUUGAAUGAUGACCUGGCAAGUACUGAUAAUCAUAGCUCCAAUUUGGCACUUUCCAGACGAAGUUUUGAAAGUUCAAGCUUUGUCACAUCAAGCUUUAGACCAAGUUUUGACGAUAGUUUGCCCCUAUUAGGUUUGAACAGAUUGUCUAUUCAAAAAGUAAGUCCAUUAGGUCCAAAUUCAAUCUAUGAGAUAAUUGCAGAUGGGAAAAACUUACAUAUCAGACCUCCAACUCAAAAAGAUAUUCCAGCUAUUCAUUUAUCAAAAGUGGAAAAGGCUUCAAGAGAUGAAUUGAAGAAUUACUUGACUGACAUUGGAUCAGAAUAUGAUAGAUAUGCAAGCAAUAAGCAAUUGACUACAACAACAUUGGAGUCCUUUGUUAAAAGACAGAAUGGAGGUGAGAAUGAAAAUGAUUUAUUAGAGAAAGAAAUUGAUUCGCUAGAUACAAUUCCCGAAAUUUAUUUCAAAGAUAAUUUCAACCUUGAUGACCCAAGGGUUUUCAGCUCUGUUACAGAAGGAAACAAGAUUGAUAAUCUAAAUGAUUUAGCCCAAGAUAAACUUUCAUGGUAUCUUGAUACUGUUGAAGUGCAUUUGGUGAACGAAAUUUCAAAAUCUUCCAGUUCGUUUUUUGAUGCAUUGAACGAUCUUAAUGAUAUAAGUGGGAAGAACAAAAGUAUUGUCAAAUUAAUUGAGAAUUUGAAAUUAAAACUCAAAUCCCUACAAGAAAACAAGGUUGAAAAAAAUUUGGAUAAGAUCCAUCUAAUUAAUAAAAGAAAAAAUGUGGCUAAAUUAGAACAAGGGUUGCUACAGAUGAAUACUGUUUUGAAUGAAGCUGAUAUUGCAGAAUCUUUGUUUUUGAAAGGAGAGUAUGGAAAAUGCCUUGAUAAGGUGGAUUACGUUGAAUCAUUAAUAAGAGGUGAAGUUACAGAUUUGAGCUGGCCUUUCAAGCUACAAGAUUUGAGAUCGGUACCAGGGCUAGUCAAUAUGAGGGAACUGCUGUGUAACUUAAGAAUUCAGACUGGCCAAUCCUAUUCUAAAAUUUUUACAAAUUUCUUGUUGGAAGAUCUUCGUAAACAUUAUGAAGAUAUUGAUGUUUUAAAAGUUUGUGAAAGGCUAUCAACUAAUUCAACUUAUGAAAAGAAAAUUGAUAAUGAUUUUAAAGCCAAGCUUAAUGAGUUCAUAAUAGGGUUGACUAGAUGUGAGGAAAUUGCUUCUGCAUUCAAAAAUUAUGAAGAUCAAACUGUUAACGAGAUGAAGAACAUUGUAAGAUUUUUUUUGCCAAAUGAUGAAACCUCAAAUGAUUCUAAGAAUGGUGGGACCUCAUCGGUUGGAUCCUCCAAUAAACCAAGUGGUAAAAGUUUGAGUGCAAUGAUUAAAGGGUUAACACCCAGAGAGUUUGAAGAUAUGAUUAUUAAAAUUUUUGCUACAGUUUCCGAAGGAUUAAGAAGAUUGACCGUUCAUCAAAAGUUGCUAUUAGAUUUAGCGUUGAGUAACAUCAAAGAGCAAGACCAAGAUCAAACUAAUUUAAUCAUGCAAUUGGAUAUCAGAAAUUGUAUCAAUAGGAGUAUCGAGAUUGUUCAAAUCAGAAUGGGUAAAAUCAUAGCUGUGAGGAAAGACAUCAAUGCUUCAUUAAGGUCAGAUUAUUUCUUGAGGUUCUUUUAUAUAAAUUCAAUUUUCCUCAACGAAUGUGAAAACAUAUCUGGCUUAAAUUUCAAAUUCCUACCUGAUGUUAUAAGCUCUCAAAUUAAAAAUUUCAAUUUAACGUUCCAUCAUCAUAAUUUGAAAAAAGUGUCACAUUCCUUAGAAGUGGAAGAAUGGAAGCCAUUAAUAGUUACAACCGAAUUACAAGAUAUUGUUUAUAAAAUUGUUGAUAAUGAAAAUUUAGAUGCUGAACAAAAAUGGAAAAAAGAUUUGUUGCAUUUAAGAGAUGAAAAAGAAUCAGAGACCAAUGGAAAUCAAGAGCCAACUGCAAAAGAUGAGCAAACAUCACAUAAGCGGUCAAUUGUUGUUGGUGACAAGACGUUUGUUGCAAGUAACUCAUUAUUGACAUUGAUUUCAUUAAUUGCAGACUAUUUUGUUUUGAAAGUCAAUUUUCACCAUUAUUCAAACACUUAUGAAUCAUAUUUGCUUGAGCUAUUCAAGUACUACAACUCAAGAACUUUCCAAAGUAUAAAGAGACCAGAUGGAUCCUUGGAUCGUAACAAAAAUCUAAGUAUUGUUGGAGAGUCAUUGGAUUGUUUACAAGAAUUGAUUCAUUAUAUUCGUAUCGAUUUUGAUAAUCUGGAACUAGAUGAUCUAUACAAUACAAUACUCCACCAGUUUGCAACUUCGAAAUCCAGAAUUGAUAGCAUUAACACAAUUGAUGAAUAG